This is a messenger RNA of Nerophis ophidion (straightnose pipefish), 4891 nucleotides long. It is a transcript of the gene gad2, whose product is annotated as glutamate decarboxylase 2. Gene Ontology annotation, molecular function: glutamate decarboxylase activity; pyridoxal phosphate binding. Bases 493 to 2238 code for a protein of 581 amino acids. Lineage: Eukaryota; Metazoa; Chordata; Actinopteri; Syngnathiformes; Syngnathidae. The transcript has 16 exons. Gene Ontology annotation, cellular component: cytoplasm. The record is from RefSeq and is a predicted model, not a curated record. Gene Ontology annotation, biological process: GABA shunt.
UGUGACGCCCUCCCCGGGCAGACGUCUUAGUUGGCAUUCGGCGUGUGUUUGGAGGUUAUAGAAGUGGAGCAGUGGCGUGCGUGUGAGGAGUCACGACGCAGCUCGUCAUGACCCACAAGUGAAUCACGAUUAUGGAAUGGUUUUCUUUUUUUUUUUUCUUCUUUUUUUUUUUGUAGCGAUGACGUGAAACGCAGUUUGGAUGUAAUCACUAGUCUGAUUUGCCCCUCGCUCACUUUUUACUGCUAGCUUUCAGGAUGUAAAACAAAAAAACAUAUUUCACUUUAUUUGAUUUUUGAGGGGAUUUGCCAAAGAAAAGGUGAUCGUUCUCGCUGCCGAGGAGGAGGACGCUGCGGCUCUCUCUUCUUGUGUAACCUCUUUUUUUUUUUAAUGCUGAUGAUUUUUGGUGGAGGUGUCUUUUCCUCGCGUGUGCGUGGAUGUGCACGCGUGCACUGACGCAGAGCACCACGCCACAUUUGGACGAGGCGGCACUGGAUGGCGUCCCCAGGCUUCUGGUCCCUCGGUGGGGACAAUCCAGGCAGCCAGAGCCCCAACACGCCCCGGGCUUGGUGCCAGGCAGCGGCCCAGAAGCUGUCUGGAGGGCUCGGAUCAAAAUUAUGUGCGCUGCUGAACGUCGGGGAGGUGGAGAAAGCUGCAGCGGAGCCCGACGCCAAUCAGCCCCUGCAGACGGCGACGGAAGGAUGCGGAUGCAACAAAACCUGCAACUGCACCAAAGCUCCUGUGGUAUUCUCCGACCUCUAUUCAACAGACCUUCUUCCAGCCAUGGACGGCGAUGCCAAGACCAUGACUUUCCUGCAGGAGGUGGUGGACAUCCUGCUGGCCUACAUCGUGGAGUCGUUCGACCGCGACACCAAAGUGAUCGACUUCCAUUACCCCAACGAGCUGCUGCAGAUGAACAACUGGGAGCUGCAGCAUGAGCCCACCUCGCUGGACGACAUCUUGAUCAGCUGCCGUGCCACCCUCAAGUACGCCAUCAAGACAGCCCACCCGAGGUACUUCAACCAGCUCUCCACAGGGUUGGACAUGGUCGGCCUGGCUGCUGACUGGCUGACGUCCACCGCCAACACCAACAUGUUCACCUACGAGGUGGCGCCAGUGUUCGUGCUGCUGGAGUACGUCACGCUGAAGAAGAUGAGGGAGAUCAUCGGCUGGCAGGACGGCCGCGGAGACGGCAUCUUCUCCCCUGGUGGUGCUAUUUCCAACAUGUACGCUAUGCUGUUGGCCCGCUUCAAGAUGUUCCCAGAAGUCAAAGAGAAAGGGAUGUCAUCUGUUCCUAGGCUGGUGGCCUUCACCUCCGAACAUAGUCAUUUCUCCAUCAAGAAAGGAGCAGCAGCUCUUGGUAUCGGGACAGAGAGCGUCAUCUGCAUCAAGGUCGAUGAAAGUGGCAAGAUGAUCCCUGCUGACCUGGAGAGGAGGAUACUGGAGGCCAAACAAAAGGGUUUUGUGCCGUUUUUUGUGAGCGCCACGGCCGGCACCACGGUGUACGGCGCCUUCGACCCUCUCAUCGCCAUUUCGGAUGUUUGCAAAAAGUACAACGUCUGGAUGCACGUGGAUGGUGCAUGGGGAGGAAGUUUGCUCAUGUCCCGGAGACACAGGUGGAAGUUAGAUGGCGUUGAGAGGGCCAAUUCAGUGACUUGGAACCCACACAAGAUGAUGUCCGUCCCCCUGCAGUGUUCUGCCCUGCUGGUGCGAGAGGAGGGUCUGAUGCAGAACUGCAACCAGAUGCACGCCUGCUACCUGUUCCAGCAGGACAAGCACUAUGACCUCUCCUACGACACCGGAGACAAAGCUCUGCAGUGUGGACGCCAUGUGGACAUCUUCAAGCUGUGGCUCAUGUGGAGGGCCAAGGGUACCAUCGGGUUUGAGGCUCAGAUUGACAAGUGUCUGGAGCUGUCCGAGUAUCUGUACAACAAGAUUAAGGACAGAGAAGGAUACGAGAUGGUGUUUGACGGCAAACCUCAGCACACCAACGUCUGCUUCUGGUACCUUCCACCGGGGAUGCGCUACAUGGAGGAUAAAGAGGAGAAGAAGAAACGCUUGCACAAGGUGGCGCCGGUCAUCAAAGCCCGCAUGAUGGAGUACGGCACCACCAUGGUCAGCUACCAGCCGCAAGGGGACAAGGUCAACUUCUUCCGCAUGGUCAUCUCCAAUCCGGCCGCCACCUUUGAGGACAUCGACUUUCUGAUCGAGGAGAUCGAGCGCCUGGGCCAGGAUCUAUAAGACUCCAUCUGAACGACUUGUUUGUGGUGAAUGUAAUUGGUAAACUUCCUUGAUUCCUCCAAAUGAAGCUAUUUAAGAGUAUAUUUGUGAUAUACAUAUAUCUAUAUAUUAUGUAUUGUAGCUUUGCUGUGGACUGGGCGCGUCCAAAGCUUUGUAAAAGUGCUUCUGUCCGCCUCUUUGCUAGUGUAGUCUGACCCAGAGACGUAUGAUAAGUGCUGUAACGUUCGCUGUACUUUUUGUGUGUACUUACGUGCAAUAAGUCCACCACCAGCUUUUUAUUUUCCAAUCGUUCCUCGUUUUUGAGUGCCAAAGUGGCACUGUUCUCACAUUCCUAUUUUUUGGAGGGGGGAACAGCGCUUUGCCGGCCUUACCUCAGCGUAAUCAAACUGCCUUCAGCUCAUUUGCUACCGCUAAUUUACAGCUAGCUACCACAAAUAAACAUGGCCGACAUUAAUACAUGUACUUGAAUUAGGAGUAGCGUGAAUCCUGGAAAAAGAGCUCAGCACAAUUUCAGUCAAUUGUUGGGGGAAGUGUUCCAGAACCAAAAAAAUAAAAAAAACACUUCCUGUUACGUAACUGUUUGCGAAAGUGGGCCCACAGUUGGCUUAAACGCGAAUGUAUGAAUCACACAAUAGAACUUUUGCACAAAAAUUGCUGUAACGCUAUCCCUGUUAGCGCUAUGCACAAUUUGAGGGAACUCUCGGUGGCAGUGGUUCUAGAAUUUGCCGCUCCAUGACCAAAAAAAAAAAAAAACCCACUUCCUGUCCUGUAAAUCAGUGGUCCCCAACCGGCCGUAGCCCGAUUGGUACCGGGCCGCAGAAGAAUUUUUUAUUAAUUUUUAUUUUUUUUUAAAAACAUUUUUAUUUUUAUUUUUUUAAUCAACAUAAAAAACACAAUAUACACUUACAAUUAGUGCACCAACCACAACAACCUCCCUUUUUCAUGACAAAAACGUCCCUUUUUCAUGACAAAGAAAAAAAAAAAAAAAAGGACACCCCCCACCCGGCCGCGGGACAAAUUAUUAAGCGUCCGCGGAUACAAAAAAGGUUGGGGACCACUGCUGUAAAUGACGCACCCUGUUUGCUAAUCUAGACCCACAACUCCAGGAGGUUGCUAGACUCUACUUGAUAGUGGAUAUUUUGCUAGCAUUAGCAAACAAAGCUAACAAUAAGGCAUUGGUAUUAUUUUCCACUUGUAUAAAUAGGACUUAUAGUCAUGUGUCUGUUUGCUAUUCCCGUGUGGUAUAUAUUGUCGGCAUAUAAUCCCACUUCAGAUUUAACUACAUGAACAAAACAUCACAUCAAUUUUGGCCAAUUUGUGGUAUUUUUUUCGUGUCAAAUUGUUGAUGGAAGUGUAAUCCUCUUAACUGUGUUUAUCCACUUGGGCCUACGUUGUGGUUGUCUACCACCAUAUUUCCUUUUUUCUUUUUUCUCUCUCUCAAAUCCACAAUCUGUAAUAGACAUAAUCCUCCCAAAGCAAUAUGGGUCCAAUAAUUAGAAAGCACAAUAAGCUCCACAAUCACUCUUGGUGUAAAUAGUAUAUGUACUGUAUAUAAGACGUAUAACAAGAGACUAUUUGUGAGGUAUAUAAGUUAUAUUUUCCAGUCUAAGUCUCGUUUGUCCUCUUAUUACUUCGUGAGGGUGUGUCCCAACUUGCUUCUUGUACUAUUUGGGGGGAGUGGCGGGAACAGAUGUGUGUGUGUGCGCGCGUGUCUUUUCCGUGAGUGUCUCGUGAACGUGUGGCGGCCAUGUCGGGCCCCUUGGAAGCACUGUUGUGGUGACAGUGGUGUGUUUCUGUAACUGUGCUGCCUUAGUGUUGUCUACGGUUCUCUCUCUCUCGUGCACUUUAGCACACGUGAACCGAUGAUGUGCAACGUCCAACACGUGUCCCCUAAACUGGGGUGUGCUCCAACUUGAAUGUGCGAUCACUCGUUCUUCUCUACUUUUCAAGCAGCUCCGUUGCGACGAGGUGGUCCGAUUCCGACACAUGCAACAUCCGCGGCGUCGGCGCCAAAUGUCGUGCUCGUUCGUGGCGUCGCUUCCUGCUGCCCGUUGCACGUGCAUGCGCCGCCUUGCCUGCCCCGCUUAUGUGAUGUGCAGCCUCCUAAUGUAUAUUUAACAGUAUAUAUCCAUGUCUACGUAUCUAUAUAUUUCUAUAUACAGUAUAUACACCGUGGUGUAGCUUUGUAAGUAGCUUUGUAUAGCCUCGUAUAGCGCCGGCCUUUAUGUGCUUCCUGUUGACGUCUCUCUGUGCAGCCUGCAUGCUGACCUUGCCUUGUGACCUCUCGCGCUCCACGCUCUGUCUACUUCUUCUUCUUCUUCUUCCGCCUGCCUAUCGCCGCCCUAAGUGUCAUAUUUAUUCUCGCUGCAUGUUCUAACCGCUCUUUCGCCGUAUUUAACCUUCUUCUCUCUUUCGCUCCCGCCUGCGACGACCUCCCGGCUAGCCAACUGCCAAUGCUACGUUUGUGCGCCCGACUACGCCAUGUUGACUUGUGUCGGAGCGGAGUUUUACUGUCACUGAAUUGAACCCUCAGUUGCUCAUUUAUCGGAACGAAUCCCAAUCAUUUACACUAGACGUGGUUUAAAGUCCUGCACUGUAUUCUGCUAAGUGAUUUUUGUGUGUUACAUCUAAAUAAAUAUUGUAAGUAAUUUAA